CAAAGCUACACAGAGAAACCAACAACAACAACAAUAAAAGCCAGGGGUUGGGCAUACAGCAUGAGUGCCCUGAGAUGGCAUGGUCAGACUGCCACGUUGGUGCCAGGUAAAGAGGGAAGGCAGUCUGGGAUCAAGUCAGAGUUUAUUAACAGGUAAAAUCAAUACAAUGCACUUACAAUACAGAACGAAGCUGCCACGACUCUGCUGAUCCAGCUGCUGCUGCCUCUUUGUUCCCGAGGGAGAAGGUGACCAAACUGCCAGCCACGCUUCUCAGUUGCUUGCUGACACCAUCCAAGAGAGAGCAAGCCCCCAACCCCCCUUCUCUUCCGGUCACGUCUCUCCAGAGAAGACCGUGCCCAGUGGGCCAAGCUACUCCUUACAAUUGGCUAGCAAGCUGCUGUCAAUAAUUCCGGGUUAUAUCCUGUGUUGUGACCUCAUGGUUUAAGUGGGAAUAAAGAUGAGUAUAAGCAGUGAUGAGGUCAACUUCUUGGUAUAUAGGUACUUGCAAGAGUCAGGAUUUUCUCAUUCCGCGUUUACCUUUGGUAUAGAGAGCCAUAUAAGUCAGUCCAAUAUAAAUGGUGCCCUUGUCCCACCUGCUGCAUUGAUCUCUAUCAUCCAGAAAGGCCUACAGUAUGUAGAGGCAGAAGUUAGCAUAAAUGAGGAUGGCACCUUAUUUGAUGGCCGACCCAUUGAGUCUCUGUCCCUGAUAGAUGCUGUUAUGCCCGAUGUAGUCCAGACAAGACAGCAAGCCUACAGAGACAAGCUUGCACAGCAGCAUGCAGCCGCUGCUGCCGCUGCCGCUGCAGCCACUAACCAGCAAGGAUCUGCAAAAAAUGGAGAGAAUACAGCAAAUGGGGAGGAGAAUGGAGCACAUACCAUCACAAAUAAUCACACCGACAUGAUGGAAGUAGAUGGGGAUGUUGAAAUCCCUCCCAAUAAAGCAGUUGUGCUUCGGGGCCAUGAAUCUGAAGUUUUCAUCUGUGCCUGGAACCCUGUUAGUGAUCUCCUGGCAUCAGGGUCUGGAGACUCCACAGCGAGAAUAUGGAAUCUGAGUGAGAACAGCACAAGUGGUCCCACGCAGCUGGUGCUCAGACACUGCAUACGGGAAGGAGGACAGGAUGUUCCCAGCAACAAGGAUGUCACCUCUCUAGAUUGGAAUAGUGAAGGUACACUUCUAGCAACUGGGUCAUAUGAUGGAUUUGCCAGAAUAUGGACUAAAGACGGUAAUCUUGCCAGCACCUUGGGGCAGCAUAAAGGCCCUAUAUUUGCAUUAAAAUGGAAUAAGAAAGGAAAUUUCAUCCUAAGUGCUGGCGUAGAUAAGACUACCAUUAUUUGGGAUGCACACACUGGUGAAGCUAAGCAGCAGUUUCCUUUCCAUUCAGCCCCAGCACUGGAUGUUGACUGGCAGAGCAACAACACCUUUGCAUCUUGUAGUACAGAUAUGUGCAUUCAUGUCUGCAAAUUAGGACAAGACAGACCUAUCAAAACAUUCCAGGGACACACGAAUGAAGUAAAUGCUAUCAAAUGGGACCCAACUGGCAAUCUCCUGGCCUCGUGUUCUGAUGACAUGACCUUGAAGAUUUGGAGUAUGAAGCAAGAUAACUGUGUCCAUGAUUUGCAAGCACAUAAUAAAGAAAUUUAUACUAUUAAAUGGAGUCCAACAGGACCAGGGACAAAUAAUCCAAAUGCCAACCUUAUGCUAGCAAGUGCAUCCUUUGAUUCUACAGUUAGGUUAUGGGAUGUAGACCGAGGGAUUUGCAUCCAUACUUUGACAAAACACCAAGAGCCCGUGUACAGUGUGGCUUUCAGUCCUGAUGGCAGAUAUCUGGCAAGCGGUUCUUUUGACAAGUGUGUGCACAUCUGGAACACACAGACCGGUGCUCUGGUUCACAGUUACAGGGGAACAGGUGGGAUUUUUGAAGUUUGCUGGAAUGCAGCAGGAGACAAGGUUGGAGCCAGUGCGUCCGAUGGUUCGGUUUGUGUCUUAGACCUUCGGAAAUAGCGUUACUAGUUGGAAGCCAUGGACCGACUAUGAAUGUGUACAUAGCCACAAGACUGUCCCUGCCCCCACGUACUGCUAUAGUCCCACUUGAACCAUGGCCAGUCCACUACAGCCAAAUCUAAGAGAAAUAUAUACAUGCAGUGUAUAUGAACACAGCUGUACCCUGAAGAUGACAGUCAUCCCAGCUUGUGAAUUCUGCUCACCAAGUGCUGGGAUCUAACCUGCUGUGCCCCUAAGUAGCAUUUAGAAGUUUGGAUAUGAAAAGCAGAAGAGAUGGAAUAUGCAUUAUAAGAGCAAACCACACAUGUACCUGUUUUGGAUAUUAAAUGACAGCCUUGUUUCUCCCCUUUAAAUCAGCAGACACCAUGGAUUAUAUUCUUUUUCCCCUUCAGUAGUGCGCAGUUUGUAUGUACAGAGAACAUGGACUUAAUGAAAACUCAAGGCAGUAGUUUGUUCUUGCUUUCAAGUUUGUUUUGGUUUAGAUUAUGGAUGCAUGAAGUAAGGGAGUGAAUCAUUUUCUUGCUUUUAUUUUUCCUCACUUUUUAAAGAAACAAAAAAAUAUUUUACUGCAUUCUUUGGAAAAGGUAGAUGUUUGGUACAUUUUAUGGCUCCCAGAGCAUAUAUUCAGUUGGUGCAUAUUGUGGAGGAGUUGGAAUUAAAGGAAACCACAUGACUCUCGUCAUGUUAUUCUUUAAGACACAUCAGCAAAGGGUAUUAUGUUAUCUUUGUUUUGGGUUUUUUGUUUUUGUUCUUUGUGUGUGUGUGUGAGAUGUGGCUUAGAUAAAAUAGUUUCUUCUUGGGGACGCAUUUCUGCCAACUAAAGACUAGAAGGGCACAAUUUUUUUUUUUUUUUUUUAAAAUACCAUAAAGAAGAGACAUUUUUAAAAAAAUUCUUCUGGUGUUUUGUAGCCAUAACAAAAUUAUGGUCAAAAUGUGCACUAUUGUGAGAAGGAGCAACAUAGUUUGGGGCUUUUAUUUUUAUUUUUUAUUUUACCAUUUGUCUGUUUUACUUGUUUCUUAAGAGAUUAAAAUGUUUCUGGAUAAGGAUUAGCUUCUCAAAGUGUCCAUCAUUCUGUAUAGAAGCUUAAAUACGUAAUGUAACCAGAUUCCAGUAUUAAAAAUCUCACGUUAUUUUUCUUUUUACAAAGCAAGAUUAUGGCAUAUAACACUGCCAUCACAUGGCAAAAUGUUUGCUACCUUAGUUUUAAAAACAACUUUUAAAGGCUUGCUUUGAGGUGUUUUUGAGUAGCAGUGACUGAGAAUUUAGGGAGAGGUGUGGCCGCUGUGCCACUGCCUGCGUCUGGCGCCGAGGCUGCACUUUGUCAAGCAACAUAGAUCUAAGCUGCUGUUUUCCAGUAAUCACUACUAUAUCAUGUCUUUUACUCUGUUUAUAUCAAGUAUUUUUUUAAAGAUAGAAGUAUCCAAUCAAAUCUCUUCUUGUGCUCAGCUAAAAGUAAAAUAUACCUACAAAUAUUCACCAGAGGCCAUGUUUGUGAAGGUAGUUAAGAAGACAGUCAAGAUUAACAGAAGAAUCCAGGCAUGUCAGUUCUGAAGAGAACAGUUGUCAAUUUUAUAUCUUUAAAUUUUUUAUUAAGAAAUUGCUUAGCAAAUUUAUAACACUAUUUGUGCAACUAGUUAUUUUGAGGCCUUUGACUCCUGAGUCCCACCCUGUGUUCUGUCUAAGCGGCUCUAACCCAGCCCCGCAGCUUUGAAGCUCAGUAUCUGCUGCUUUGCUCUUUACAAAACAGCAUUGAUUGACGAAAGUCUUGGCUUCACUGAGGUAGGGUGGCAUUGGUUUUGGUGAAGAGGAUGAAUACACUUAAAUUUCACUAUACAUUGUUAUAUCUCCCCCAUUGUUGUUAGUGGGGACUAUGAUACUGUAAUAAUAUUUUUAAAAUUUGCAUCUAGAGAGGCAGUCAUUUAUGGUUUGUGCCAGGUAUUUUUAGGGUUGGGUCACACUGAGAUGUUUAGAGCUCAUUGCUCUGGGGCUCUGUAGGAAGUCUACAAUGCCGAGUGUCUGGCACUUGAGAUUCUGCUUUUACUUUGAGAGGGUCACAUCUGUUGGCCUCUGUUGUUUAAAAAAAUAAAUAAAUAAGUAAAAAAAUCUGUGCAAUAAUUUUAAAUGUGCUCCCAGGAAUAAACACGAGCAUUUUGAGUAUGCCUCAGCUGCAUCUCCUUCAGCGAUGCAUUUGUCAGUUGCACUGAAUCUAAACCUGAAGGUCAGAGGUGAUUAUCGAUAGUGCUUUUGUAUUUUGAUAUGGACAUUUUGUUCAUUUGCAUACAGUCAUUGACAUUCUUCCCAGCUGAUUCAAAGACAGUCACAAAUUUUUGCAAUUCAGCCGCCAAAAUGACAGCUGAAUUUUACGAUAUUGUCUUGCUUCCUGUUGGGUGUGUUUGUUGGUUUGGUUUCUUUUCCUAAUUCUUUGGCUGUUUUACUUCAGCACCUAGCUGUGAUAGGAUGUGUAACAGAGCAUGAGUGCAGAACUUUGCUGUCCUGAAGCCGUGGGUCCUCCCGUGCAGACAUGUCUGAAGGUGUCCAUCUUUAGGCUGGUUCUUUGUGAGCAUAGGACUGGGUGCUUUGCUGCUCUUCUUUCUGACACCGCACCAUGUCUCCCCCCAGCAGUCGGAUGAUCUCGGGAGACCACGUUUCACAGCAUGUGAAGUUCUGUCUUGGGGUUUUUACUUUCCCUCUUGUCUUUUUCUGAGAGCAUACUCUGAAGAUCCACUGAGUCCAGGAGUCUUUCUUUGGUGUUCAUUUAGAUCAUUGUUUUAUACUUUACUGUAAGGAACUUAAUCAUAAGGAAAGAGAAUAAGGAGACUUAAAUGAAAACUCUUUGAUUAAAGUAGACUAGAGGGAGCAGUUGCCACCCUUCAAAGGCAUGAAGGAAUCUGCUCUCCAUGUGGAGACCCCUGGAAACGUAGAUUUGCCCUGUUCCUGUUUCCCAUGAUCAGGUAAUAUCAUUGACUUUCAAAUGACUUAGAAGUGGUAACUGGAAUAGGUCUUAGAGUAUAGCAAAUUCUGUUUUCAUGAGUAAUUCCCUAGGUGAGUAUGUUUUAGGAUUAAACACCUUUUACAGAUACUGAAAGUGCCUCCUUUUGUGGUAUAAAAAAAAAAAACAAAUUAUGGUGCAAAAAGUAAUCAAUAGAUUGAAUCACAUGAAGGUUUUUUGCUUUUUGACAUUAAAAUGUCAAGAGACAGGCCAAAGAUUUGUACUUUUCACUUAUAAAGCACUCCUUUUUUUCCUUAAGAUUCUUUCUGUCAAAUCAGAUUUAAUGAGAGAGUACUAUUUUUAAGGAGCUGUUUAUGUAGAAUGAUUUUGUUAAAAAAGAGUAAUGUAAAAUAUGAAUGAGGAGCAGAGACCAAACCCACAGAGGACUGGGCAUUUUGUUGUUUAAAGGAAUCACAGGUGACCAGGCUUCUGCAAGCAGACCUGACAAGUGUUACCAGAUGCGUAGGAAAACCGUCUCAGACAGUGAUGUCUUGUUCUUUUAAACACCAUUUAUGUUUUUGUGAGCACGUGGCACAUUUCCACAGAGCCGGAUUCCCACGAGCUAAGAGCAGUACUUGCAGAGUUGCUGCAGAAACCCUGCCUCCGUGCACCAGCACUGUGGCACACCAGCAGAAGCCAGCGUGGGGGCUGGCGGCCAGCCUGCAGAGACCCUGGGGGUGAUUUUUCAUUUGGUUUUUGGUUCCCUCCUUUUCUCUGAAAUCAGCAAGGAGGGAAGGUGUAAACUACUUCCAGUAAUAGUUUUGAAGUGUCUGUCACGUUUAUUAUCAGUUUUUUGUUUGUUUGUUUGUUUUGAUUUGGUUUGUUUUUGCUUUUUCAAGACAGGGUUUCUCUGUGUAGUUUGGUGCCUGUCCUGGAUCUUGCUCUGUAGACCAGGCUGGCCUUGAAUUCACAGAUAUCAGCCCGGCUCUGCCUCCUGAGUGCUGGGACUAAAGGUAUGCACCACCACCGCCUGGUUUAAUAUCAGUUUUUUAAUAUGUGAUUCUAAUUGAAUGUAGAAGAGAGGAAAAAAAGGAAGUGCUCACAUUUUUAAUCCACUCAUUUAGAAUCUGGUGUCGUCUUUAGCAGUUCUGAGGUGUCCAUAGCAUUCUUUGUUUCUGCUCUUCUGUGACAGUGUUGAAGCAGGGUGAAUAACUAGGCUUUUUUUUUUUUCCUUUUUCUUUUUUAAACCUAGCAAGCUGUUUCAUGUUUUCUUUGGAAUUUCUGGAUAAGUUGGAGGAAACAUUCUGCAUGUUGUGUCCUGUGUACUUCUUCAUCUCAUACAAACAGGCAGACUUCAUUGUGUAUCUCUGCCGUCGUUAAACACAGAAGUGAUUUUCUCUCCUGAUUUUGACAUUGUCACUGUAUAUAAUGUUUUCAUUUGGGUUUGGCAAAUCCUUUGGGUCCGAUUCUGUGAGCAUAUCCUAGCACUGGGUGAUGAUGUCUGCAUCCUUUCUUUAGUUCCCCAGUUAACAUUAAAACUGUUGUAAAAGUGUAAACCAGCCCACGACAGUUUUUGUUUUGUUUUGUACAUGUUAAGGAACUUUAUUGUUAGUUUUCAUGAUGACUGUGUAAGGAAGACUGAUACGGAUGUCUCUCUCUCCUGGACCAUGUCAAUGACACUUACCAUGUAUUUUGGUUCCACAUCGUGAUGAUUUGUCCCCAAUGACCCUUUGACCCUACCAGGCACAUUUUUUUUUUGUGUGUGUGUGUGUGUGUGUGUGUGUUGUUGUUGCAGUUUUCCCCUUUGCAUUGUAUUGCUUUGACAACUGUAAUUUGAAUCAGAUCUGAAAGAGGUCCAGAAUAAAAUAUAUUUUGAUAUUA
This is a messenger RNA of Peromyscus leucopus (white-footed mouse), 6813 nucleotides long. It is a transcript of the gene Tbl1xr1, whose product is annotated as TBL1X receptor 1. Gene Ontology annotation, cellular component: histone deacetylase complex. Gene Ontology annotation, molecular function: transcription corepressor activity; protein binding. The record is from RefSeq and is a predicted model, not a curated record. Gene Ontology annotation, biological process: regulation of transcription by RNA polymerase II. The coding region runs from base 458 to 2002 and encodes 514 amino acids. Lineage: Eukaryota; Metazoa; Chordata; Mammalia; Rodentia; Cricetidae. The transcript has 15 exons.